Sebastes umbrosus (honeycomb rockfish) is the source of this 1001-nucleotide messenger RNA. Its product is annotated as ADP-ribosylation factor-like protein 3. Bases 124 to 672 code for a protein of 182 amino acids. NCBI's taxonomy places the organism in Eukaryota, Metazoa, Chordata, Actinopteri, Perciformes, Sebastidae. Gene Ontology annotation, molecular function: GTP binding; GTPase activity. Gene Ontology annotation, cellular component: cytoplasm; microtubule cytoskeleton. The record is from RefSeq and is a predicted model, not a curated record. The transcript has 6 exons. Gene Ontology annotation, biological process: cilium assembly.
CGCUGACGUCACGGUUCCCCUAGCAACAGAACUUGACAGCUGUUCUCCCAGGAAGCAUGGUCAGAGAGAUGUUAAUCCACUCAGGCUGAGCAAAGGGCCACAACAGCAACACCUGAAGAAAACAUGGGCCUUCUGUCCAUUCUCCGCAGGCUGAAGCAGUCCCCAGAUCAGGAGGUGUGCUUACUGUUGCUCGGAUUGGACAAUGCUGGCAAGACCACUCUGCUGAAACAGCUGGCAGCAGAAGAUAUCAGCCACAUCACCCCCACACAAGGUUUCAAUAUAAAGUGCGUUCAAUCAUCUGGCUUCAAGUUGAAUGUUUGGGACAUUGGAGGUCAGCGCAACAUCCGCCCCUACUGGAGGAAUUAUUUUGAGAACACAGAUGUACUGAUCUAUGUGAUUGACAGCUCCGACAGGAAAAGGUUUGAGGAGACAAGCCUGGAGCUGGCUGAGUUGCUGGAUGAGGAAAAGCUCGCCGCUGUGCCUCUGCUGGUCUUUGCCAACAAGCAGGACCUGAUGACAGCCACCCCGGCGUCUGAGCUGGCAGAGAGUCUCCAUCUGCACACUAUCCGGGAUCGCAUGUGGCAGGUUCAGGCCUGCUCAGCAGCCACUGCUGAGGGAUUGCAGGAUGGCAUGAACUGGGUUUGCAGGAAUAUAUCGUUUCGAAAGAAAUAAUUCAGGAAGCAAAAGAUCCACGGAGAACUGCAGUUGCACUUUACACUUUAUGAACUAUGCAGUCAUUUUAUAUCCAGGACAAGAACAUGUUAUAAUUUUUGUUAUGAGCCACUUUUGCCAGUCUGUCCUCACUUGGCAGUAUAAAAACAAAGUAGAAGUUGUCAAUACAGUGAUGUUAACUUCUUAACCCUGUCAAUGCAUAUAUUAAAAUGUAUAUACUGUAUAUAUUAGGCUGUAUUAUACAACCGCACACAAUUAUUUUUGUAAUGUGGUACUUUUAAUACAAGGUAGGCAUUCACUGUCUGAAUAAAAUUCAGUAUUAUUCAGUA